Messenger RNA from Kogia breviceps (pygmy sperm whale), 1838 nucleotides. It is a transcript of the gene TACR2, whose product is annotated as tachykinin receptor 2. Gene Ontology annotation, biological process: G protein-coupled receptor signaling pathway; positive regulation of flagellated sperm motility. The record is from RefSeq and is a predicted model, not a curated record. Gene Ontology annotation, cellular component: sperm midpiece; plasma membrane. NCBI's taxonomy places the organism in Eukaryota, Metazoa, Chordata, Mammalia, Artiodactyla, Physeteridae. Gene Ontology annotation, molecular function: substance K receptor activity.
AUGGGAACCUGUGCCAUGGUGACUGACAACAACAUCUCAUCUGGCCUUGAGAGCAACACCACGGGCAUCACAGCCUUCUCCAUGCGUGGCUGGCAUCUGGCAUCGUUGGCAGCAGCCCACCUGGCCCUGGUGCUGGUGGCUGUGGUGGCCAAUGCUGCGGUUAUCUGGAUCAUCCUGGCCCAUUGGAGGGUGCGCACGGUCACCAACUACUUCCUUGUCAACAUGGCCCUGGCCGACCUCUGCAUGGCCGCCUUCAACUUCGUCUAUGCCAGCCACAACAUCUGGUACUCUGGCCGUGCCUUCUGCUACUUGCAGAACCUCUUCCGCAUCACAGCCAUGUUUGUCAGCAUCUACUCCAUGACCGCCAUCACCGCCAACAGGUACAUGGCCAUCGUCCACCCCUUCCAGCCAUGGCUCUCAGCCCCCAGCAUCAGAGCAGUAAUUGCUGGCAUCUGGCUGGUGGCCCUGGCCCUCGCCUUCCCCCAGUGCUUCUACCCCACCAUCACCAUGGACCAGGGUGCCACCAAGUGCGUGGUGGCCUGGCCCGAAGACAGCGGCGGCAAGAUGCACCUUUUGUACCACCUCGCGGUGAUCGCCCUCAUUUACUUCCUGCCUCUCGUGGUGAUGUUCGUCGCCUACAGUGUCAUAGGUCUCACGCUCUGGAGAUGCACUGUCCCAGGGUACGAGGUGCAUGGCGCCAACUUGCGCCACCUGCAGGCCAAGAAGAAGUUUGUGAAAACCAUGGUGCUGGUGGUGGUGACAUUUGCCAUCUUCUGGCUGCCCUACCACCUCUACUUCAUCCUGGGCAGCUUCCAGGAGGACAUCCACUGCCACAAGUUCAUCUAGCAGGUCUACCUGGCGCUCUUCUGGCUGGCCAUGAGCUCCACCAUGUACAAUCCCAUCAUUUAUUGCUGCCUCAGCCACAGGUUUCACUCUGGAUUCCGGCUUGCUUACCGUUGCUGCCCAUGAGUCACGCCAACUGAGGAAGCCAAGAUUGAGCUGACUCACACCUCAUCCCUUUCCACGAGGGUCAACAGGUGUCACACUAAAGAGACUUUGUUCACGGCUGGGGAUGUGGCCCCCUCUGGGGCUGCCAAUGGGCAGGCUGGAAGUCUGCAAGCUGAAGUGUCUACUGACCCCUGAACCCUUGUGCCUGGCUGCAGGGGGAGGCUUAGCACCCUGGAGAAGUAGCCAGUUGAGAGGACAUCGGAAAGUUUGGCCCAUGCCUCACCCUUCAGUACAUCAAUGGAAAAACAAGAUGGGGCCAGGAACUCUGCAGUGGGUGCUGACUCUCCCAGCCAGCCCUCUGACAGUGCUUCAGGGGAUCCACUAAGUCAAAGAAGACAGUGUGAGCUAACACUUAUCUAAUCCAGGAGUUGCAAGCUCGAAUGCCUCCCUGGGGCAUACAACAUGAGUAAACCGAAUCCAGUAUAAAAGAAAAACUGUAGAUAUAAUGAUAAAAGGUAAGUGACUUCCAGUGUUGGGGCAAAAGGAAGGGUGGGGACUGUGACAAACUGGAGAGCACAGGAAUCCAAAGGGGACAACAGCCGAUCAGCUCUGGACAGAUGCUGCCAUGUGUCUGGGAGCCCACUGUUGCCAGAUCCUCCAAACCUUUCAAGAGAAGCCAGAAAUCCAAAUUUGUGAAACUUCCAGGUUUGUUAAAUUGAGCUCACAUUUUUAUAAAUGUUGCAUACACCAAACAAAACACACCUGUCAGCAGCACCCAACCAUGACACUGACCUAUUAUUAGGCUAAAGACACAAGGAAAGAAGCUUCUUGUUUUGCAAAGCCCCUAACCUGUGAGCCAAUCCAAGCCUUCUCUGCCUUAGCAUCUAAGA